Lepisosteus oculatus (spotted gar) is the source of this 3195-nucleotide messenger RNA. Lineage: Eukaryota; Metazoa; Chordata; Actinopteri; Semionotiformes; Lepisosteidae. The record is from RefSeq and is a predicted model, not a curated record.
AAAAGAGAUAAUGGAUCGUUCUCCUGAACAUAAUUACUUUGUCGCAAGGCCAAUUUACUCUAAACCUACUUUUGAAGAAGACAAUGAAACUAAAGCCAGAGUGCAUAAGACUUUCCGAAACAAACUUCAAAAGUCAUGCACCUGCUCGAGCAAAAGGGCCCUACGUGUGGUCAAGAGUAUGUUCCCCAUUCUGGACUGGUUGCCUAACUACAGAGUAAAGGAGUGGCUGCCCAGUGACAUUAUCUCAGGAGUCAGUACUGGACUUGUUUGUACUUUACUGGGACUGGCAUAUGCACUGCUGGUUGCAGUCCCUCCCAAAUAUGGUCUGUAUGCAGCCUUCUUCCCCAUUUUACCCUAUUUCAUUCUGGGGACCUCAAGACACAUUUCUAUAGGCCCCUUUGCAGUGACCUCUCUGAUGAUAGGAUCAGUGGUUCAAUCCAUGACUCCUGACUCCAACUUCAUAAAGACCAUUAAUGGGACAAGUGGCAAUGGAACAGUUAUAAUUGAUACAAAUGCCCAGGACGCACAAAGAGUACUUGUGGCUAUAGCAAUGACCUAUCUCAUUGGAUUUUUCCAGCUGGGUAUGGGAGUGUUGCAGAUUGGCUUUAUAGUCCGGUAUCUCUCUGAUCCUUUGGUUGGAGGAUUUACCACUGCAGCUGCAUUCCAAGUGUUGGUCUCUCAAGUGAAAAUAGUCCUCGCUGUACCAACAGGAAAUUACAACGGAGUUUUAUCUAUUAUAUACCCAAUCAUUGACAUUUUUAAAAACAUUCAGCAAACCAACAUUGCAGACCUGACUGCUGGGUUGUUGACAAUUCUUAUUGUAAUGGUGGUCAAGGAAAUCAAUACUAAAUACCAGCAUAAGAUCCCAGUACCUAUUCCCAUUGAAGUGAUAGUGACUAUCAUAGCAACAGGCAUUUCGUAUGGAGUAGACCUGAAGUCAAAGUAUAAUGCCAACAUUGUACAGAACAUCCCUAGAGGAUUUCUGCCCCCUCAGAACCCUGAUGUGACGUUGUUCUCGAGCAUUGCGAGCUCCAGUUUCUCCACGGCUGUGGUUGCGUAUGCUGUGGCUGUUUCUGUAGGUAAAGUGUACGCUACAAAGCAUGACUACGUCAUAGAUGGAAAUCAGGAGCUCAUUUCAUUUGGAAUCUGCAAUAUUUUCACGGGAGCUUUCUCUGGGUUCAUUGCCACCACUUCACUGUCACGCACAGCUGUUCAGGAGAGCACUGGUGGAAAGACACAGAUUGCUGGCAUAAUCUCAGCUGCACUAGUAUUGGUCGUUAUAUUUGCACUGGGCAGCCUGCUGGAACCUCUUCAAAAGUCUGUCUUGGCUGCCAUCAUCAUUGCUAAUCUGAAAGGAAUGUUCAUGCAAGUUUUGGAUGUUCCUCGUCUGUGGAGGCAGAACAAAAUAGACUCUAUAAUCUGGGUUUUCACCUGCAUUGGAUGCAUAAUCCUGGGACUUGACCUUGGGCUGCUGGCAGGUCUUGUGUUUGAGUUGGUCACGGUGGUGUACAGAACUCAGUUCCCCACCUGUUCUGCUCUGGGGAACUUUCCAGGGACAGAUAUCUACAAGAAUAUCAAAGACUACAAGCACGUUGCAGAAAUACCUGGAAUCAAAAUCUUCAAAUGCAAUUCACCAAUUUUCUUCGCUAACAUUGACUACUUUAAAGACCGCUUGAAGGCAGUAGUCGGUGUUGAUGCUGCCCGAGUGUUGAAGAAGAGGACAAAGGCACUGAGGAUGAUCCAGAAUCUCAUUAAGAAAGGAAGGUUAAGAGCUACAAAGAAAGGUGUGGUGUCUACCAUGGGGAUUGAUAACGAGGGCUUUGAGAUGGAGAAGGAGCUGGAGGAGAUGGAGGAGAGCAGUAUUCCCACCACAGAGGUGGAGAUACGAGUGGACUGGGAUUCUGACCUGCCAGUGAAGGUGGCAGUGCCUAAAGUCAGCUUCCACAGCCUCAUCCUGGACUUUUCUGCGGCAUCCUUUCUUGACGUCGUAUCUGUGAAGUCCUUAAAGUUGGUCAUUAAAGAAUUUCAGAAAAUAGGUGUGAAUGUCUAUAUCGCUGGAUAUGAUGAUCUCUUUGAUGCAGGAUUCCGAGGAGCCUCUGACCUUCACCGAUGAUGAAACAGAAGAAACUUAUGACAAUCAAAGAAGGGCUAUCCAUGGACUGUCUAGCUAAGCCUGGGCUUUGGGUUUUUUCAUCUCCUUCUCAAGGAUGUGUUUUGAAUUCUACAAAUGUAAACAUUGAAAAAUUAGGACAUUUAUUGCACCUCUCUACUCUUCACCCUUAUCUUUCCGGUUUAUUAGAAGCUAAUACAUACCUAGAGGUUAAAGUCAACAGCUGCUCAAGGACCUGCACUGUUCUACACUUUGUCACACUUCUGUAACUAUCCACAAGGCCUCCAAGGUUAUGAUUUUCCCAAGGAAGGGCUUAUGUAAUUAGGCAUUCAUGAUACAAUAACGUAUGUCCCUUUUUUGAGCUUGAGAACUUUUAAUGGCUUUUAAUCUUGCUUUGUACAAUUCUUUUGUGUAAAGGCAAUAAUGUGGAAGUGCAAUGUGGACACAGGCAUUCUGAACAUCACUCAGAUGUGGCUCCAUAAAUGAAUGAAAGCUCAAGUCUUUUUCAGCAGCAUUUUGUGAAGAAGGUUUCACACCGCCUUAUGCACUCUCUGUAGGAAAAAAACAAAAUUUAGUCUCAACUGCUGCCUCUAACAGGUCUUUAAAACCUUAUAGUCAUCUUCACAUGCCUGUGAACAACAGAGUCAGUGUGUGAAUAAACAGUUGGUUUCCCCUCCUAAGCCGUCUUCCUGUGCUCUAACUAUUAGGGCCCUAACUGACCUCUCAAAGAAGAAGAGAGUGAUUCCCGAGUGACGUCGUAAUAUCUACAGUAUAAGACAGGAAAUGUGUAGGGUACAGGAAGCCAACUGUUUGUACUCAGUCCUGCCCUGUUGUGGCAGGCAAGCCCAUCUGAAAAUGAAGCCUUGGAAACAAAAAGAUGUUGAAAAUUGACAGAGCGCUAAUGAGAAUGUUAUGCAAAUGAAAGGUAAGAGAUUUAAAACCUGUAUAUUGAUAUGCAAAAUGUAAACUAGGAGUAGUGUUUAAAAAGCAAAUGUUGAUACAUUAUGGGAGAAUAAAGCAAAUCAGAAACUUAUGUUCUGCACAUCUGUGCAUAUCAAUAAAAUUAUUCUUUAUUUCGUGUUGUA